UAACAUCAAAUUCAUAACCAAGUGAUUUUUUGUGCCGCUUUCAAAUGUUGUGCAUGUGUGAAAUAUUCUCGUAAAGUUUUAAAUUUUUUUAUUUUUUAAUUCUGAGGGCAAAAAAUAUAUAUACGAGUAUACUACUGUGAUAAUUAAACAAAACCAAAAUUUAUCAAACCAAAGCAAGGCAACAAAUAAAAAAAAAGAAAAACAUGCAAAUUAAAAAAAAUAUAUAUAAUCGCUAAAUAAAUACUAGCCAAAAUUUUGUGUGUAAUUAAAACAGUAAACCUCAAAACAAAAUAGAUAAACUAGCAACAUUCAGACAACAGCAGCAGCAACAGCAACAACCCACCAACAAUCAACAGGAGCUGCAAACAAAAAUCUAACUGCAAUAGAAACACCAGUUAAAUCCCACAAACGGACGGACAGGCAAAUAGACCAAGGCAAAAGUUAGCAGCAAGCUGAGAGAGGGAAUAUUAUCUCGAAAAGCAAAAACAGAAAGGCCAUGUUGCAGUCUAUGAAAUUGCGCACGGAUCAACUUACGGAUGCAGCCAACAGCAAUGGUUUGGCGACGUCAGCAGCGGUGGUGGUGGAGAAUGUAGCACAUAACACAACCGCAGCAGCAUUAAAUCCAACACUAUACAGCACCACUAUUGCCAACAACAACAACAACAAUAAUAACAACAGUAUUAGCAACAUCAUACCAGGCACAUUGUCGGCACCUGUUGCUCGACCCUUGGGUGGGGUGAUAGCAACCUCAGUUGGAGUAACUCCAGCCCAUGCUAAUGGUCUUGGCUUAGUUGUUUACAGUAAUAACGGUAACAACAACAGUAACAGCGCCAGUGGCAUCAAUGGCGGCGGCGACACUGGCAUUAGCAAUAACAAUAAACAUAUGAUGGUGAACAAUAAUCAUUUAAAUAACAGACACCAACAACAACAACAACAACACCAACAAUUACAACAGUAUCAGGCCAUCUAUAUGGAAACAGCCAUGGCGGCUGAAACAACAGUGGCCAACACACUGGCUGCUAACAAAGUUGCAACAUCGAAAACUUUUCACCCCUACUCGCGUCCACCACCACAAACAGCAGCAGUAGCUGCCUUAACCAAUGCGGCAUCCUUAUCCCCACCUCCCAUGCUGUCGUCCUUUGUGUAUACCAAGCAAAUAAAUUCCACAAAUACAAAUGUUAAAACAACUAUAGCAACAACAAUAGUUGGCAAUGGUGCUGGUAAUACAGCCACCAACAGCAACACCUCUAUGGCAACAGCAUCAAGUGGAUUAUUAACUUUGGCAACACCACCGCCACCAACAGCAGCAGCUUUAACAAGCUCGCACUCAACGCCAUCAGCAGCAACUUUAUUAGCCAACAACAGCUUGGACCAACACCAGCAACAAUCAUCAGAAACUAAUCCUAUCACUCUAUCAACAAUGACUACUGGCAGUGGCAGUGGCAGUGGUGGUGGUGGUGGUAAUGGUAAUGGCAGCAGCAACACCACCGGCAAUAGUGAAGCUAAUUUAGAAAACGACAUUACAAACGAAAUGUCAUCGUCAAAUGAUAACUUGGCAUUGGCCUCAUCUUUCGCACCCAUGGAUUGUUCCUCAGACCCCGCUGCGGUUGAUGAAUUUUCCAAGGAACAACCAGAUCCUGAUACGAUAAAAAUGUUUGUGGGCCAAGUUCCCAAGGCAUGGGAUGAAAUUAAGUUGCGCUCGUUGUUCGAGCAAUAUGGACGAGUACACACGCUGAAUGUAUUGCGCGAUAAGGUUACCAUGAUGAGUCGAGGAUGCUGUUUUGUGACAUACUACACGCGUAAGGCUGCUCUGAGGGCUCAGGAUGCCCUGCACAACAUCCGAACCUUGGAUGGGAUGCAUCAUCCCAUACAAAUGAAACCAGCAGAUAGUGAAAAUCGUAAUGAGCGCAAACUAUUCGUUGGCAUGCUGAACAAGAAGUACAAUGAGGCCGAUGUGAGGCAAUUGUUCACCGGACACGGAACCAUUGAGGAAUGCACUGUGCUCAGGGAUCAGAAUGGCCAAAGUAAAGGAUGUGCCUUUGUAACAUUCGAUACGAAGCAACAUGCAAUUGGUGCAAUUAAAGCUCUUCAUCAUAGCCAAACCAUGGAAGGUUGUUCCGCACCUCUUGUGGUAAAAUUUGCCGAUACGCAAAAGGAAAAGGACCAAAAGAAAUUUCAACAGCUUCAGGUGGGUUUGUGUGGCAUAACUGCUUUGACCACACCGACUGCGGCUCCCAGAGCAGUUUUGGGUGCCUUAACUACAGCACCUGCGGCUCCGGCAACCGCUUUAAGUUCAACCACCCAAUUGGUAUCCACACCGGUGGCCGCCUCUGCGGCUGGCGCACGUUCCCAGCACACCAUGGCGUCUCUGGCUGCCAUGUCAGCAGCGCCAGCCACAAUGCCCACAGCGGGUGGAGCCUCCACAGCGCUCAUACCCACCUCCACGGCCAGCAUGUUUGUUCCAAGUCCCAAUAGUGCCACCCAGCCGACAUCGCCAUAUCUGACCACAGCCGAUGGAAUGCUACCAAAUUCAGCUGCCGCUGCUCAAAUGCAACUAUUCCAACAAUUACAGGCCUAUGGCCUCCAGCCGGCCCACUAUUUGCAAGGACUAAAUUUCCCACCGGAUCAUAGUACCACAGCUGCUGCCACAAUAUCGGCCAAUAAUGCUGCCGCCGCCGCCGCCGCUGCAGCAGCAGCCGCUGCCGCAGCCACCAACAGCACUGGUCCUGGCAAUGGACUAUUGGCCACCUCAAUAUCCAUGCAAAAUCUGGUUACCCUAGCCUCAAUGAACCAUGGAGGCACUACAGCCCAACAUACAUCUGCCUAUGGCUCUCAGGCAGGAGGACAUUAUACGGUGCCUACCAGCAAGUCACUUACGGCGAUUGCCACCUUGCCGCAAGGUCAUGGAGUGGCGGCUCAAUACACCACAAGUGCCGCCCCACAUCAUCUGGCACAUCAUCAGUCGCAACAGCAGCAACAGCCGCAGCCACAGCAGUCCCAUCAACUACAUCAUCAAACGAUGGCAGCCCUUGCCACAGGACCUGCGACUGUUCCCUCGUAUGCUGCUCAUUUGGCCGCUGGUACUGCUGGCCCCACACUGUGGACUGGUGCAGAUGCUCUUACAUCACAGUAUGCCCCAGCGCUUAAUCCUUUGACCAAUGGUGCUUAUGCUGCAGCAGCCGCUGCUGCCUCAGCUCCACUUGCGGCCACAGCACUGCAGGCAGCCGCCGCAGGAGUUGCUGGCAAACAAAUUGAAGGUCCCGAAGGCAGUAAUCUCUUUAUUUACCACCUACCUCAGGAAUUCAACGAUACCGAUCUCGCUUCAACAUUUCUACCAUUUGGUAAUGUCUUAUCUGCCAAAGUUUUCAUUGAUAAACAAACAAAUCUGUCCAAAUGUUUCGGUUUCGUUUCGUACGACAAUCCUCAUUCGGCCGGAGCAGCCAUACAAGCGAUGCAUGGUUUCCAGAUUGGCACCAAACGUCUAAAGGUGCAAUUGAAACGUUCCAAAGAUGCGGCAAAGCCUUAUUAGAGUUAGACAAAUAAACUUAAAAAAACAUAUAAAAGUUAAAGGUUACAAAAAAAAAGAAAAGAAAUCCAAAUAUCAUACAAAGAGAAAACCUAAACCUAAACAAAAACAACAAAAUAGCUUAAAUGAAAACUUAAAUGUAACUAAGAAAAAUAUAUAUAUAAUAUAUAUGUAUACAUUUAAAUAUAUUUAUAUAUAAGAUUGUUAUACGAGUGCCUUUAGUCGUCAAAAACAAAAAAAAAGAGAAGAAAAACAUAGAGGAAAAAUUUCAAACAAAUAGAACCAAAGGACCAAUAUCGAUGUGAGAGGUUUUGGAGGCUUCUCUGAUAGCAACAUUAUUAGAAGUAUUUUACAAAAAUUAAAAAAAAAAAAAAACAAAAAAAUAUAAAAAAAUAUCACUAAAGUAGUAAAACCAAAGAAUAAACAAAUCAAGACAUGUUACAAAAUUUUUAUACAUUCAAACAUGCAUAUGCCUGCAUAUUUUUGUUAUUAUUGUGGAAAUUUUGUAAAAGUAGUCACCAAAUUCCCCUAACCCUUAGACCUCAUUGUCAUCCUUCCCCAUGCAAUCCCUUUGGGGCGCAUAAAGGAUACUUGUGUUGUCUAUAUACAUAAAAGUAUAUUUGUUGUUUUAUUUUAUUUUUUCAUAGUUUUUAAUAAAGAA
This is a messenger RNA of Stomoxys calcitrans (stable fly), 4187 nucleotides long. Its product is annotated as CUGBP Elav-like family member 2. Lineage: Eukaryota; Metazoa; Arthropoda; Insecta; Diptera; Muscidae. Gene Ontology annotation, biological process: mRNA splice site recognition; regulation of alternative mRNA splicing, via spliceosome. Gene Ontology annotation, molecular function: mRNA 3'-UTR binding. The coding region runs from base 497 to 3529 and encodes 1010 amino acids. Gene Ontology annotation, cellular component: cytoplasm; nucleus; ribonucleoprotein complex. The record is from RefSeq and is a predicted model, not a curated record. The transcript has 9 exons.